This is a messenger RNA of Eriocheir sinensis (Chinese mitten crab), 7303 nucleotides long. RefSeq lists its product as uncharacterized. The record is from RefSeq and is a predicted model, not a curated record. The transcript is spliced from 8 exons. NCBI's taxonomy places the organism in Eukaryota, Metazoa, Arthropoda, Malacostraca, Decapoda, Varunidae. The coding region runs from base 2593 to 4254 and encodes 553 amino acids.
UUUUUCUUCUUCAGAUUCUCAUGUACAUCACCAUCUUCUAUCCCUUCUUUACAUCCAUUCUUUAUAUCUUACCCAUUUUCAUUUUCUUUCUUUCCUUCCCUACCGAUCUACCAUCUCUCCCUCUUCUAUUCAGUUCUUCUAAGUCUCCCCUCUCCCUCUCUCUUCCUCCCUCUUUUAUCUCCCCUCCGUCCUUUCCUUCCGCCCCUCAAUCUUUCUUUCCUCCUCUCCUCCUCCUCCCCUUCUCUCCCUCCUUCCGUUUGGCAAGGCGUCGAAGGUGUCUCUGUCUGGCUGCUGGAAUUCUUGACAAAAUCUCUUGAAGUCGUUUUUUUUCUCUUUUUUUUAUUCCUUUGUGCGCCCGCGUGAUUAACUUCCCCCUCCUCCUUCUCUUCCUCCUCCUCUCAUUGGUUUCCCUCUUCUCUCCAUUCCUCUUCCUUCUUCCACUCCUUUCAUUUCUUCCCUUCCCUCCUUUCCUUUUUCUUUCUUUUUUUUCUAUUGAUUCCCUUCUUUUCUUCUCCUAUUUCCUCUUCCACCACCAUCUUCCUUCAUUAUUUUCCUUCCUCUUCUACAUGUUCUUUAUCCCUUUCUUUCCUCUUUUGUUCCUCUUAUUUUCCCUCCCAUCAUUCUUCUCCUUUACAUCCUUUCUCUUCUUCCACCUCAUAUCCUUCUCUUCCAUUCAUUCUACCUCGUUCAUUCUCCUCCUCCGCUUUCUCUUCCUUUUUCUCCCCCUCCUCCUCCUCGGCCGCCUUCUCUUGCUACUUUUCCUUUUCGUCGUCUUCAUGGUCCUUCGUCUCUUCGUCUGUUUUCCCCAUCGUCGUUGCUUUCUUCCUCAUCCUCGUCUUCAUCUUCGUUCUCGUUCUCGUCCUCACGCAGAGUUGUCCUUAAUCUCCUCAACCCCACUUCGCAUCCACCUCACCGCUGAGAGAGAGAGAGAGAGAGAGAGAGAGAGAGAGAGAGAGAGAGAGAGAGAGAGAGAGAGAGAAUGUUUUUUCCUUGUAGCAUGCUGAUAAUUGCUUCGUUAUGAGAAUUUUAACAUGACUUUUUGCGGCGGGGUGCUCAUCGCGGGCGUUGGUGAGCGCCAGACGGGACGAGGCCAGGCCAUCCGUGCCGCCGUGACCACUCUUCGCGCCCCCCUUCGUGUGUUCAUUCGUGUGAGGAGCCUCCGUGGUGGCAGAGGGGCGGCGUGCGCACAGAGGCGGCCACAGGGUUGCGGUGUGAGACGCGGCGAGGCAGGGCAGGCAGUGUGUGCGGCGUGGCCAGUGAGGCAGGUGGUGGCGGCGUGAGUGGAUGCCCGGGACUUGCUUUCCGUCAGGCGGGGCGACGCGCGCCAUGGAAACUCUUGAAAACUUUCCUCACGCGACGCCGGCCGCCCGUCAGCCGUCACCGGGCCUGGCAAGACGCAUGGCAACUCCUACUGUGGUGCAAGAGACUUUGUUUUGCCAUGGAGACUGCAACUCGCAAAAUCUUUGAACGCGCACAUUAAAAAACAAACAAAUCAAAAACAAAACUCCACGCGACCAAAUGUAAGCUGUCUACGUGGCCUUUACAUGUCACUGUGAAUCUAGUGAGCUGAAAGGAUGAGGUAACAAUAUAGAGAAGAAAUAACUGGAAGUGUCUGAUGAAGGGAACUUUAACACACACGAACUACCACAGAAUAGUCGGUGAAAACAACAAUGAGUUAAGAGAGUAAGGCAGGAAAGAGAAAGAGAAACAAAAAUCAUCAAACACCAAGACGAUAUUGACUGUGAAGAGCCGUCAGAUCCUAUUGAACUAGACGAAGAGUGGAAAGAAGAGUAAAAAGAGGGAGGGAGCGGAAGGAGAGAGUGAGAGACAGUGAGAGACGCAGAAGAAAAAGCAAGGAAGCAAGGAAGGAAUAAAAGAUUGGAAGGAGCGAAUGGAGGAAGAUGAGACCCAGGUGGAGGAAGGAGGACGAGUGAAGAGUGACAUCUCCGUGCUGCUCGGCGUCACGUGAAGGAAAAUGUGAAAGAAAACCUGAAUAUAUAGAAAAAAAGAAACAGAAAUAGAAAAAAAAAAAGAAAUCUAGGACACAUAUUAUUCAGCUUGAGGUAAAAAAAAAGUGAGAUUCAGAAAAAAAAAAGAAGAGAGUAACAAGCGUCUCAAGGGAUAAGAAGUGUUAGUGAGGAGAGAGAGGCAGGCAGGCAGGCAAGCAGGAGGGAACAUGUGAGGCGCCAGGCGAGGAGAGGAAGAGGCAGGCAGUGCGCGUGGACCGACCUGCCUCACCUUCCCUCCCUCCCUCCCUUCUCCCUCACCAGCCAUGGCCUCCCCCUCCUCCCCCUCUGCUCCUCCACCACGCAGCUUCACUUCACAAAGCAGGAAGAGAGGCGUCGUGCGGACCAGCUGACGAGUCAAACCAGUGACGCAACACCCACCCACCGCCAGCCAAUCACGAGCCAGCCUGCAAUGACGUCACGGGGCGCGGGGGACACACCACUUCGCCAGCGGGAGAGGCUGGGGCGCGGCAUGCCAGGGGGUGCGCGCUACCUCACUGCAUGACUCCCUGCUGCCCCCCCCUCUUUUCUGCCCUCCUCGCUGCCCCCCUCGCUGCUGCCCCCCACCCCCCCUCCCCCCACGGCCAUGGAGUCACGGGUCAUCAUCCCCCCCACCCUCCCCACCUUCGGCCACGCCACCGUCUACGUCUAUCCCACAGUGGCGCCGCGGGUGGUGGUGGUGCCCAUCAUCACGUGCAUCAUCGGCUUUCCCGUGCUGGUGAUGCUGGUAAUCUGCGGCCUCAGGUACAGGGCGCGGCGGGCUCGCAUCACCGCCAAGAACGCCCACAGCGUGGAGUCCUCCGGGUCGGCCCUUGAACUCACCUCCGGCUCCUCCAUCCUGUCCAGCCGCUGCACCAACGGAAAAGCUCACCGGCUGAAAAAGAGGAAGAAGGCCCUUGUGAGGUUCAAGCCGAUGCCGGAGAUAGACUUGGACACCGUCGUGGAGGAGAAGUCCGAGUUCGAUGCUGAGGUGACGGCGACUGACCUGCUGACGACCCCAGAGGAGCUGAUCAUUCCGGAGGAGACCACGCCGCCCGCCUCCUUCAGGGCCUACAGGUAUAUGGGCGCCGUCAGCCAGCCGCCCCCGUCACACUCCCCCAACAAGGCGUCUCCGUUCAGGUCUCCUCAUCUGGACAAUGUCGCCGAGGAGCUUGAGCUUUGCGGAGACAUGAUGCUGGAGGUGAGCGACGAUGAGCAGCUUGAUGACUUUGACGAGGACGAAGAGGAUGAACUCGAUGAGGACGACCUCGAUCUUGACUUGGAGGCCAUCGAGGUGGAGGGCGUCUGCCUGGAGGUCGAGGAAGGAGACGAUCAACUUGAAGGCAGCGAUGAUGGCACCCUGGGGACCUGUUUCACACUCUCGCCCAAACAGGUUGCCAAGUCUCCCACCGGCGUUCACUUGGCACUAAAAAAGCUGGACGGUGCCAUAAAAAGGCGGCACUCGAGUCCUGUCAAGGUCAACUAUGGCAAGAAUCGAGGUCACCAGCAGCGCUCCUCAGCCAAGGUCGUCCACACGUACGCGAAGGAGGAGGAACACACGCUAAAGCCUCCUCCACUCAAGUACAACUUCGACUACAUCGACCGCGAGUUGAUGCCUCGCUACUCGCCGCGUCGCUCCCACUCCGUGAAGUACACGAACAACCGGCGGGCCACGUCCUUCACGGGCAAAAAGCGUCACGGAGAAUCCUUCAAACUGAGGAGUAAGAGUUUCUCCAGAAGCAUUUCGCAAGUCCACGACGGCUCUGACGGGAGACUUCCAGGCCACCCGAAAAGUGCCUCCACCUCGCAGGAGUUCCACAACGGCGUGAUGGAGUGCGAUGUCCACGUCGUGAACGAGUAUGGUGCUGAAAUCAGUUCGAGCAGCUGUAGUGAGCGGUGCAUGAGUGGCGCGACGAGCACCAAGAGUGUCUCGGACGCGGACACUUUCCCGAACGGCAGCGAGACUGACUGGUCGGUGGGCUCCCGGGAGUGCCACAACCCGGUGCGUGCCACGAUGUCCCUGCCGGUGAGAACCUAUUCGAAAGAGUCGGACAGUCCAUUGAAGAGGAUGUCGCAGGGCCCGAGAACAGCAUGUAGUGUGGAGGGGGCGUGUAGGGUGUAUAGGGCCAGCUCCCCCAUGGACGAGGGAGAAGGGAGAGAGAGCCAGUGCCAGACAGACAAGGUGGGCCAGGAAGGCGAUUGUGCCCAGGACCAGCAGCCGCGUGUGGCUGGCCGGGACAGAGACGAGGAGGGGAGCACACUUGUCUGACGGCGCCGUGGCGGCACCAGGACGCGCGUGCUGUGAUGGACUCAGUGGUGGUGAAUGGACGAACUUUGUAACAUACUGUUUGUGAAAGUUUCCAGCUUAGAUUUUUCACUUGUAACCUUUUGUUUUUAGGUUAUUAUAAGGGAGAACACGGUGACAACAUGGUGGCAGCAGCUUCGACGAAAAGCAAAAAACACAUCUUCCAGUAUAUGUAUAGUUUAAAUGGUUCCUAGUUUUGUUACGAAAUGGUGAAGGUAGAGCGAGAUCGAGCCCGAGGACGCGGAGAGCAACCUGUCGUCUCUCCUCCGCCCUGUUGGCCCUGACGCCUGGACAAGGAAGCAAGGAAGAGACCGCUUCUCCCUCUGUUGCUGCGAUUUUGUUUUGUCUGUCUCUCUUUUCAUGAAUUGUGAAUAUUUUCAUGGCAAAAGCUAAGGUUGGAUCUCCUUUUGUAUGAACACACACACACACACACACACACACACACACACACACACACACACACACACACACACACACAACUUAUACAACCCCAUUCCAUACGAUACCAUACCAUACCAUACCGUACCAUUCACAUUACCAUGCAUGUCACCUACCAACAUCAUUUCCCCUCCCCCCUCCCCCCCUCCCCCCCUUUUUGUCCCUCACCUGAGUGCGUCACACCUGUUCCGAUUGAAUUAGCUGCAGCGUGGCGCGUCCUUGGCCCAAGUACAGGGGCAAUUAGUCACAUCCGUUCAUUUGGUUAAACUUUUAAUUGGCCCUUUGACGUGUAACCUUUUUAUAAAUUCGUAAUAACCCGACGUCAUAAUGGCACUCCUGAUUGAUGGGUAUAAUGAGGAUAAUAAUAAUGAUGGUAGCGGACGAUCCAUCAUUCCUCCAUCAAUUAAUAACGUUAAUGACAGAGUGAUGGUUCAGUAGGUUCUCUUGUGUACGAGUCCGGGGUGAGCAAUUAGCCGCCCCCACCGCCCAUCCCCACCACUAUCAUCAUCGGCAUCAAGGUCACCACAACGUUAACAGUCACCACCUUGUCCAUCACCCCCCCCAUCACAGUCAAAAUGAUAGCCGAUAAAAUUGCUAUCAACAGUAUAAGUGUCAUUAUUUUUACUGCUGUUUUCAAUUCCAUCACACGACCACCGCCAUCACUACCACCACCACCACUGCUACCGCCGCCACCACCACCAUCCCUACCACCACCACCACUACCGCCUUUGCUGUGAUUAUGAAACUCAUCUUUUUCACUCUAUACCAUUUUCUUCUCGCUGUUCUUUCGAAUGUUAAAUCUCUUCUCUUUCACACCUACCCACCCACCCACCCACACACACACACACACACACACACACGUUACAUGCUUAGCAACCUAGCAAGUUUUAUAUACACAUACAGUAUCGUGCUAAUAUAAAUUAAUAUAACGAAGAAAAAAUAUCACAAUAUAUAUAUUUUCACUGAAUAAAUAAAUCUUUAUUCGUAAGGAUGAAUAUAAAACAAGUCGUGUAAGUCUGUCUGAGUGUUAAUGAUUAAUGUAAACUAUCGGUCAUUUCUUUGGCCUCUCUCAACAUUCCUCUGGACUCCACCUUCCUUUCCUCGUCUUUUGAAAUAGUAGGAAGGAAAAGGAAUUGCAAGAGUCCAAGGAAUUCUCCAGUACUUCAUUUUCCACAGCAUUUUCCUCUCCAGGGGCGGACCUACCCCAGGCGCUGAGAGCCCCAGCUGCCCGGGUAUGUACGAGGGUUUAAUGAUUUCCUCCUCCUCCUCCUCCUCCUCUUCCUCCUUACCUUUUCCUUCUCUUCCUCCUCCUCGUCCUUCUUCCCCUCCUCUUCCUCUUCAUAGUCUUGCUCUUACUCCUCUUUCUUUUCGUGACCUAACUCCUCCUCCUACUCUUCCUCCGCAUUCUUUCCUCCUCAUAUCUCAUCCCCUGGAGAGAGGAAGGGGGAAGGAGGGAAAAGAGUAGGCUCGUACAUCUGCUGGAUCUUGGCAAGUACUCCCCGUCCCCGCCUCGCCUCCCGCCCAGAUUCUGGAUUCCUAUAUUCUCUCUUUAGAAUUUUCCUAAAUUUCAAUUUCCAGCUUUGGAAGUUCAGUGAGUCACCACAUCCGCGUUUCCUGACUUCUACGUUUCAUGGCUCCCUCGGUAGUAAAUAUCCGAUACCCUGCUUUCCAUUUAUCGUGGUUUCCGAUAUUUGAUAGUCUCGAUUCUGAUUCCAAAUAGCUGAUUGUCGAUCCCCAAUACUUUUGGCUGCCGUCAUUUCAGAUUCUCUAUUUCAGUGACUCACAGACGAUCGGAUCAGAUAUGAAUUGGUGAUAGUGUGUGAAAAACGCGACAACUUUAGAUAUGGCUCAUCUCCCCUAACACAUAACAAUGUAUUUAAUAAGAGUUUGUUUUCUGCCAAUCCCAUGGCGUGGCGUGGCGCUGACUUUAUUACUACCUGUUGCCGUACGUUAUGCUUACUGAGCUCUCAUCAAAAACUAUUAUUUUGAAAACAAAGUAAUCAAAGCGUCUCAGUGAAAGUUCGACUGGUAUGAAGAUGCGGAGACUGUCAACGUUGUCUGAGAUUUGUCAAAUUCGAAGUUGUGUGGUCAACUUUUAAUUGAUUUUUGCAGUGCUGCUGUUGUCACUAUCUACUACUACUACUACUACUACUACUACUGCUACUACUACGGUACUACUACUACCAAUAUACCACUGCUUCACCCAGCUUUCCCUCGCGGCGCGUGCUGGCGGGUCGGCGGCGUGGGGCGGGGAAUGCUUCUCAAAGUCCUCCCAAACAAGAUGUCUGAGUUGUUUCCGCCGCGAGUGGCCAUUAGUCGCCGGCGGCGCCUGACGCCUGACAUUCGAGCCUCAUCGCGAAAUGUUCGCCGUCAGGGGUCGCCGUCUAACCUUAUACCAUUCAACAUUUAUUUACUGACCUGUGUGGCGCACCGAGACUUAUCUUCCCAUUGAUGCGAGUCAGUCCCAUGUGUGUAUUAUGAAUAUUUCCAUUGUUGAUGGUUGAUGUUUGUAACAUAAUUUAAGUCGCAGCCCAAGGUCGCUGCUCCCUUCUGACAACAUUACAUUGUAACAUCU